Messenger RNA from Cadophora gregata, 3026 nucleotides. RefSeq names its product Hsp70 suppressor, GTPase facilitates ribosomal subunit dissociation, variant 2 (gene HBS1). The record is from RefSeq and is a predicted model, not a curated record. The transcript is spliced from 4 exons. Gene Ontology annotation, biological process: translation. Gene Ontology annotation, molecular function: GTPase activity; GTP binding. Lineage: Eukaryota; Fungi; Ascomycota; Leotiomycetes; Helotiales; Ploettnerulaceae. The coding region runs from base 957 to 3026 and encodes 689 amino acids.
CCUGUUUUAAGAAUUGAUGUGAAUGAAGUGAUAAAAUGCACAGCAGUGGCUUGGAUGUUAUGGGAACUGUAAAGUUCCCGAUUGGCGAGCUUUCACUAUAGAUCCCAUCCUAUCCAGGAUCUGUGGGUGUCUCCAAUGACGGCACCAGGCGAGAGAAGCUCUGCAACCCCACCAAAUAAAAUGGCCGUUGGUUAAGCAACACCAUCCUGUCAACCCCGCCAACACACCCCUCUUUCGACCAAACUUCUCUCGUACAACCUACCGCCUCUGUUCCACUUUGAUUUUCCCUUUCACUUCUUGCUCAAGAACGAGACCUACGUGUAGUACGAAAGGAAGCACCCCAGAAUCACAGGCAAGAUGUCGCGCCACAAGUUGGUUAAGAAUAUGGAUCUGGACGAUGAGAUGGAUGAUUAUGAUGGUGGGGAGGAAUACGCCGAUGAUGGAGCGGAGGGUAUGUUUGCUCUUGUACUUCAUGAGAGAGAAGAAGGCGGUUCAUGGGAGUUAUACUGACUCUUUGUGUUAUUGCAGAGCUCAGUGAGGAAGAUCAAGGUCCGUACUGAAUAUACCCCUCCUCAACCCCGCCACACGAGCUCGAAAUUCCAGACGAGAGCAAGAACUUGCAUAUAUGUGGAGGAGGAAUGAAAUAUAGAAGAACAUAAAGCUGAUACCCAUCCUCAGAAAGCAUGCGCGUCGGCACAAUAGCAGUGCGCGCCGAGCUCCCUGCCACCGCGUCACAUAUCACAGAUAAACAGAUACAGGAAGCGCUGUGGCACUAUUACUACGAUAUCGAGAAGUCGGUUGGAUACUUGGUGAGCACGUAUGUUGCGAAGAAGGAAAAGAAGGAGAAGAAAGUUAAAGGUGGGUUUAUUUCUUAUAUUGGUGGAGAGACACACAGUAAGGCGGGGAUUUACAGGGGGGGUGGUGGCCUCGGGCUUGUGAAUAGGGAUUAGGAGGGUAUGGUGGAUUGUGGAGAUUGCUCGACGCCUUUUUCAAAUGCGGAUUUCUUCAAGGAUAUGCCGUGGUUGAAUGCUCCUCAGGAUCGACAAGCUGUCUUCAUUCCUCCUCUAUAUCCCAGAGGUGGACUACCUGGAGGUUCCUCAGAUGGAGCGCCUAAGAUGUCGAAAUUGCAGGCUUUGGCAGCGGCGAGGAAAAAGAAAGCCCAGGAGCAGAAGUCAAGUGAAAGCUCGGGAGUUGAGAAACCUUUGGCGGAUCUCACGUUGAAUUUGAGCUCUGGGAAAGAGAAGGCUCCGACAUCUCCAACCAAGUCUACAGCAAGAGGAUUUCCCAUUCGGAAACGAAAAGACUCGAAUCCGCAUGAGAAAGCGGUAAAGCCAACAGUUGUAGAGCGAGAGCCAGAGCCAAUGCCAGAUGUUGCCAUGGAAGAUGCAGCUCUUGACCAAGCCGAGCCCUCCGCCUUCGCCAACACCAUGUUCAGCAGCAACAGUCCCACAACCACCACACCGCGCCCAUAUUCUAGCAACCUCUUUUCUCUACCAUAUACUAGCAACUCAGCCGUACCCACAACCGCUGACCCCUUCGCAGGACCUAGUCCAGAUGACGUCGUCAUCGCAGCACAGUCGAAAGCGAAAGGAGGCAGCAAAGGGCCACCGAAAACGAGUAACGAGAAGAAGGCGGAUCAGAUUGCGAAUGGUGUGGAGGCUGUCAAGUUGGAUGAUACCCCGAGGGCGAGAAGUAAGAAUCUAGAUGUGUUGAGUGAGUUUGAGAAGGCAGAGAAGAAGAAUGCGGCGAAUUUUGUGGUUAUUGGUCAUGUCGAUGCAGGAAAGAGUACUUUAAUGGGACGGUUAUUGUAUGAUCUCAAGGUCGUCGAUCAGAGAACGAUGGAUCGUUACAAAAAAGAGGCGGAGAAGAUGGGAAAGUCUUCGUUUGCUCUUGCUUGGGUACUUGAUCAAGGCACGGAGGAACGAAGUCGAGGUGUCACAAUUGACAUCGCAACCAACAAGUUCGAAACCGACAAAACAUCAUUUACAAUACUAGAUGCGCCAGGUCAUCGCGAUUUCAUCCCCAACAUGAUCGCCGGAGCAGCACAAGCUGAUUUCGCUGUCCUCGUCGUUGACGCCAGCACUGGCUCCUUCGAAUCAGGGCUCAAAGGCCAAACGAAAGAACACGCCCUCCUAGUCAGAAGUAUGGGCGUUCAACGCAUAAUAAUCGCUAUUAACAAGCUUGACACCGUCUCUUGGUCUCAAGAUCGCUUUCUGGAAAUCCAAAACCAAGUCUCCGCCUUCCUAACAGCCGCUGGCUUUCAACCGAAAAACGUAUCCUUCAUCCCGUGUUCCGGUCUUCUCGGCGACAACAUCGCCAAAAAGUCUACAGAGAAGGACCUUCUGUCAUGGUACGACGGACCUACUCUCGUCGAAGAGCUCGAAAAUUCGGAACCUAUCACCAGAGCACUCACUAAGCCUCUACGCUUGACAAUUGGCGAUAUCUUCCGCGGCGGCGUACAGAACCCCCUUUCAAUAAGCGGCCGCAUCGAAGCCGGCAGCUUACAAACAGGCGACGCACUUCUAGCUCAACCAUCCUCCCAAAAAUGUUUCAUCAAAGCCCUCGAGCUCGACAACGAGACCGUAGACUGGGCUGUCGCAGGCCAGAACGUUACGGUCCACCUCUCAGGUAUCGAAGAGCAGUAUCUCAAAGUAGGGGAUGUGCUGUGUUCGCCGAGCUCGCCUAUCCAGAAUAUCAAGGAGUUUACGGCGAAGGUUCUGGCGUUUGAGUUUCUGACCCCCGGCAGUGUGGAUGUGCAUCGUGGGAGGAUGCAUGCUCCUGGACGAGUGGACAAGAUUCUCGGGGUGUUGGAUAAGGUUGGAGGGACGGCUGGUGGUGGUGGUGGUGGUGAGGGCGGAAAGGGAGAUGGAGGAGGGAAGAAGAAGAAGGUUAGAAUUGUGAAGCCGGGACAGGUUGCGAGGGUGAGGGUUAUCUUUGAGGGUGGUGUUCAAGUACCGCUUGAGGCGGGGGCGAGAGUUGUGUUGAGGAGUGGGGGAGAGACUGUUGCUGCGGGGUUGUUGGAGUGA